This is a messenger RNA of Cylas formicarius (sweet potato weevil), 994 nucleotides long. RefSeq names its product trypsin-7-like. The record is from RefSeq and is a predicted model, not a curated record. Lineage: Eukaryota; Metazoa; Arthropoda; Insecta; Coleoptera; Brentidae. Gene Ontology annotation, biological process: proteolysis. Gene Ontology annotation, molecular function: serine-type endopeptidase activity. The coding region runs from base 76 to 843 and encodes 255 amino acids. The transcript is spliced from 4 exons.
UUGGAUUAAGGUAUUACUGAUAUUGACGAAUUGCGUGUGUAGGAAAGAACUACCGAUCAGUGGCUACGAACGACAAUGCUGUCGCUAAUGGUCUUGACAUGGGCUGUUUUCCUACCAACGGACGCCGUUGGCACACAUUCCGAUCCCAGGAUUAUCGGCGGUCACGACACGAAUAUCACCGAUCACCCUCACCAGGUGUCCGUCUUGUAUUUUAACAGCCAUUUUUGCGGCGGGUCCUUGAUUUCCUCCAAAUGGGUCCUCAGUGCAGCCCACUGCACCCAGCGCUUCCGCGUUGAAACUUCGAUCUUCAAAUAUUCUAUUCGUCUGGGCACCCAUCACUACAACUCCGGCGGCCAGAUUGUCCCGGUACUCAGGAUAAUAGACCAUCCUCUCUACGGGACUUUCUAUUUGCACUUCGACAUCACCCUCCUCGAGAUGGACCGAAACGUGGGCGACGGGGUUACCAUCAAACCGAUAGCACUCCCUCAACAAGGCCAGGAUAUACUACCGGGCACAACCGCAGUCGUCACUGGCUGGGGAACAAUGACUAUGGGCUUCUACCAUCCUCCGGAGCAACUGCAAGAAGUGUUCGUCCCAAUCGUUAGCUUCGAGACGUGCAGAGCCGCCUACGGGGAGCAAAUGACGACGAGUAUGAUCUGCGCAGGGUUCGCUGACGGAGGCAAGGACGCGUGCCAAGGAGAUUCGGGUGGACCUCUGCUCGUAAACAAUGAACUCGUAGGGGUGGUCUCAUGGGGAGGUGGGUGCGCUCUCUCCGGAAGACCUGGAGUUUACGCGAGCGUGCCGGCUGCGCGCGACUGGAUCAGAAACGUCACCGGAAUAUAGGAUCACCCUUUUUAUGUAUUUGUAUUUUUUUAAAAUAAUUUCGUCCACCUCACACGUGAAGGUGGCCGAUGCAAAAUGGUUGGUUUUAAGAAAAGAGCGUUCUAAAAAAAUUUGUUUUAAUUGUUCCAAACUAAAACAAUCGUCAUCAAAU